This is a messenger RNA of Choloepus didactylus (southern two-toed sloth), 2500 nucleotides long. It is a transcript of the gene NQO1, whose product is annotated as NAD(P)H quinone dehydrogenase 1. The record is from RefSeq and is a predicted model, not a curated record. Lineage: Eukaryota; Metazoa; Chordata; Mammalia; Pilosa; Megalonychidae. The coding region runs from base 128 to 952 and encodes 274 amino acids. Gene Ontology annotation, cellular component: cytosol. Gene Ontology annotation, molecular function: NAD(P)H dehydrogenase (quinone) activity. The transcript has 6 exons.
CGCGCGCACCUGCAGCUUGGCCCUGGGAACUUCUCCCAGCUCCCCGACCUCUGCCUGGGUCGCCCCGGCAACCAGCAGCUCGACCAAUCAGCGCUCUGGAACUGCGCCACCGCUGGAGGCCGGAGCCAUGCCUGCUAGAAAAGCACUGAUCGUACUGGCUCACCCAGAGAGGACUUCUUUCAACUAUGCCAUGAAGGAGGCUGCUGUAGAGGCUUUGAAGAGGAAAGGAUGGCAGGUUGCUGAGUCAGACCUCUAUGCCAUGAACUUCAAUCCCAUCAUAUCCAGAAAUGACAUCAACGGAAAAUUGAAGGACCCUGAGAACUUUCAGUAUCCUGUUGAGUCUGUUCUAGCUUAUAAAGAAGGCCGUCUGAGCCCAGAUAUCGUGGCUGAACAAAAGAAGCUGGAAGCUGCAGAUCUUGUGAUAUUUCAGUUCCCACUGCAGUGGUUUGGAGUCCCCGCCAUUCUGAAAGGCUGGUUCGAGCGAGUGCUCUUAGGGGAAUUUGCUUACAGCUAUGCUGCCUUGUAUGACAAGGGACCUUUCCAGAACAAGAAGACAGUGCUUUCUAUCACCACAGGUGGUAGUGGCUCCAUGUACUCUCUGCAGGGUAUCCACGGGGACAUAAAUAUCAUUCUCUGGCCAAUUCAGAGUGGCACUCUGUAUUUCUGUGGCUUCCAAGUCUUAGAACCUCAACUGACAUAUAGCAUUGGGCACACUCCAGCAGAUGCCCGAAUCCAGAUCCUGGAUGGAUGGAAGAAGCGUCUGGAGAAUAUUUGGGAUGAGACCCCACUGUAUUUUGCUCCAAGCAGCCUCUUUGACCUAAACUUUCAGGCAGGAUUCUUAAUGAAAAAACAGAUACAGGAUGAGCAGAAAAACAAGAAAUUUGGCCUUUCUGUGGGCCAUCACUUGGGCAAGUCCAUCCCAACUGACAACCAGGUCAAAGCCAGAAAAUAAGUUUCACAAGGAUGACGUUCCCUCUAAAAUGUAGCCAAAUACAGGUAUCUUUUUCAGGUUUCUUGACUUGUUUUGGUUUUCAAAAUUUGGGUUUUUCUCUUUUUCAUGAGGAAUGGAGAGAGAACAGACUGCAUUCAUACAUUUUUGGAUAGUUUUAUUUUUAAACUUAACUGAUUAACAAAUGCUCUCAUGGCACUUGACCAGAAUCUGAUUAGGUUCAAGGGCCACUUAGGACAUAAAGGAGGGAAGGAUGGAGGAAGAGUAUUAUUUAAAGUCAUCUACACAAUUUAAUUCCUUCUUUUAGAGCUAAAUUUUUAGGGCUAGAAAUUUCUAGGACUAGACAGAAUCCAACUCUUCAAUUAUCUAGUUUUCCUUUAAUUAGCUCUCUGUGGCUUAUGGCAGAGGGGGAAUUGCUCAGAGAAAGAAACGGCUGAAUCUUUUUGACUCAAGGGACUUGUUUGGGAAUUAGUAAUCUAAUGCUUGUUUGGGAUAUAUAUUGAUUUUAAUUACUGCACAGUGACUAAUAUGCUUAAUGCAAGGGUUACUCUUCCUUCAAACUUUCAUUGUUUGUAUGCAGUACACAUAGGUACCUUCUUUUUCCUAAUCUUCUAGUCUCUUCUUUGUCUUAAUCUUCUAGUUUGUUAUUUGCAGAAAUAAACCAAUAUACACAUACCCUACAUCGGGUACACUGGAUGAAAUCAAGAAAGGAAACAAUAGUUAAAUAAAUAGUUAAAAAAAAAUAGUUAAAAAAUAUAAUAGUUAUAAAAAAGUUAAAAAAAUAAUUUAAGGCAUUUAGUGAAUACAGCUGUAAAAAGAUGUCAAUAAAAUGAUAAAAUUUGUACUAAUAACCAUUAAAAAUUCCAUAAUUGUCUUAAAACAAUUUCUGCUAAACUGGAAAUUCUAUGUCAUUUUGGGGUUGUGAGGGAUCAUAGAAAACACUAUCUACUACUACUCCUGUACCCACCAUAAAUAAUUUAACAAAUUUUACAAAUAACUGAAGGCCUAUAGUCAGCCUUACACACACACACACACACACACACAAGUACUUUAUUUCUCAGCUAUACAAACUUUUGGAAGGUUAUAUUCUGUACCAUUGCUAAACUGGCAACUUUCCUUUUAAGGAUGUGUUUUGCUCCCAUGACUUGGGAUAAAAUUGUAAGCCCAGAAUUUCAUUAACUUUUGUGAACAAUUUUGGCAUAGUAUUUUAAUUUCCCAUUUAAAUUGUUGAAGCCCAUGUCUUCAUGUAACUAUAGAAUACAAUCAAAUAUCGCCCUCUUGUGGUGAAUUGAAGGAAAACAAGAAAUGAGGCAAAAAGGUUGCCUGGACCUGGGAAACAUCCUCUUCCUACUAAGGAAAUGAUGGUGUCAGGCUAGAGAACCUCACUUACCAAAUGCUGACUAACACUGGAUAUUUCUUCCCUCUACAUUGUCCACAAUGGAAGAAAGCUGUAUCAGUUUGAAAAUGUUUUCUGUUACCUUCAUCCUCACUGCAAUUUUGUGUAAAUUUCUAAAGUUCCAAAUCAAAUCAAUAAAAUUCAUUUCUACAGAA